AUGUCUGCGCAGUCACCCAUAGCGCCUUCGAGGCAGGAGACCUUGGCAAGCAACUUCAGCGACGAAGCUGUUCCCGAGGCGGACCCCAGCCAUGCCGCCGGUCUCCUCGCACAGCGACUCCAGGCGUGGAAACAUGCCGUCGUCUAUCUCGAGGAGUAUAUGGAAGCCGUCGAGAAGAUCCACAAGGCGCAUGCCAAGGAGUACGAGAGAGUCCUCAAGACAAUCUCGAAGCCCCUCAGGGAGGGCGACCACUUCGACCAGUCGCUCGGAGGCGUCGCUGGCUUCUUCGAAAACAUGCGCGUCAACACACAGGCCCUGAUCAACACCAACCUGGAGACGGAGAAGCACAUCAAGGGCUCCGUGCUCCCCAUCAUCGAGCGCCUGCACAAGGAGAUCAAGCACAAGGCCAAAGAACUUUCCCAUGGCGCCGAGAAGGGGGCCAAGGAAGUUGAAAAGGCCCGUAACUCGACUCAGAAGCACAUCGAACUCCUCGGCCAGCACACUGCCUCGUACGAGUCGACAGGGCACAAAGCCCACCCCACUGACGACCCCUAUGUUAUCCGAAGGGGCAUUCUGCACCGCCUGAGCAAGCAGGUGGUGGAGGAGAACAAUCACCGCAACGACCUCAUCGCUGUCCAGGCUAACUUCCAGACCUUUGAGGCGCAUGUGGUCCACGUUAUGCAGGAGUCCAUGGAGGCUUUCAACUCGUUUGCGGGUGGCCAGGCCGAGAAGACCCGCGCCCUCUACAACGAUAUGCUAGGCGCCGUCCAGCGCAUCCCUCCCGACUUUGAGUGGAACAAAUUCGUUGCGCGCAAGAGCGACGUGCUAAUCAACCCCAACGACCCGCCGCGCGCCCUCGAGGGCAUCCAGUUCCCUAACAUGGACCAUUCGUCCACCAAGCCCCUGAUCGAGGGCACGCUCGAGCGCAAGAGCCGUAACAAGCUCUCGUGGGGCACCCAGACGGGCUAUUACGUAGUGACGCCCUGCAAGUUCCUGCACGAGUUCAAGGACAACGACAACCUGCGCAAGGACCCCACCCCCGAGCUCAGCAUCUACCUGCCCGAUGCCAUCAUCGGCGCGCCACACGGCGAGAAGUUCAACGUCAAGGGCAAAGACCGCUCCAAGACGAUGAGCAGCAAGCUCACGGGUCACUCGGAGCUGGCUUUCAAGGCCCACACGCCCGCAGACGCCGAGAAGUGGUUCAACGUCAUUCGCAACGUGGCUGGCGCUACAGGACCCGCCGAGCCCAGCCCAGACCCCAGCCCGGUCGACGAGAAGGCGAACCUGGCGGCCGCUACGACUGGCACCGAGAAGCUGGCCAUCAACACCGCUGACGGCCACGAGUCCGGCGUCACUGGCGGCCCAGCCGUCUUAUCUCCUGCCUCAGCCACCACAGCCGCGCCAGCAAACGAGAAGCACGCACCGACGGCUUUAGAUACGAAGGGCGGAGCCGCCGCCGCCGUACCGACCCCCCCGGCUUCAGCAAAGGCCGAGAAGGCGCCUGUAGCCCUCGCCUAA
This is a messenger RNA of Lasiosphaeria miniovina, 1518 nucleotides long. RefSeq lists its product as uncharacterized. The transcript is spliced from 3 exons. Bases 1 to 1518 code for a protein of 505 amino acids. Lineage: Eukaryota; Fungi; Ascomycota; Sordariomycetes; Sordariales; Lasiosphaeriaceae. The record is from RefSeq and is a predicted model, not a curated record.